GGUGUCGACUUCACCACACCGGAAACAGACAGUGAACCUUUGAAAGAUGGCGGCGCCUACACAGAAGAAUAAUAAACCAGGGAAAUCAGGGGGAAAAGAGUCUCAGCCUCUGGUUAUCGCCAAAACUCCGGCGGAGGAGCAGCGACUGAAACUAGAGAGGCUGAUGCGGAACCCGGAUAAACUCGCUCCCAUCCCGGACCGACCCAAAGAGUGGAACCCGCGGGCCCCUCCGGAGUUCGUCCGGGACGUGAUGGGGUCCAGCGCCGGGGCUGGAAGCGGGGAGUUCCAUGUGUACCGUCACCUGCGCCGCAGAGAGUACCAGCGACAGGACUUUCUGGAUAAGAUGGCAGAACACACCAACAAAGACGAGGAGUACCUGGAGAAGGUGGAGCAGAACCGACAGGAGGCCGAGGAGAGGACCGCCAAGCGUCGGAGGAAGAGGGACAAACUGAAGCAGAAGAAACUGAAGGCCAAGAAGGCGAAAGAGGAGACAAAGACAGAGGAUUCUAAAGAGAAGUCAGAAAGCAGUGAGGAAGAGGAGGAGGAGGAGGGAGGAGCUGAGGAUGAUGCUGAGACCCCCAGCUUCAUCAUGGGGAGGAAAUGAACCUUCAGGUCUUCUUCAGGCUGCUGGACCCCAAUCCAAAGACUUGAUGGUGGAACUGUGGAGGUAAUGGACAACAGAGGGGGGACAGAUGUUUGCAGUAAGACAAUGUGGUUCAUAAAGAUCCAACUAGAGCCAAGAUCCAAACAUCUCAACUCGCUUGUAUUAAAUGAACUCACUGAAGUGUUUUUUGGUCACAUCCAUCAGACCAGGCACUGUUGUCCUUCAGGGAACCUUUGAUUUUUUAGAUUUUUUUUCUACCCUACAUUCUUUUGUGAACAACAUAUCUGCAAUUUUUACAUUACAAUUUGACUUAAUCGUGAAACUGUUGGUGACACUCAAAGUUUUACCUGUUAAUCCUCAUUCUUUUAAUAAAUCUGUAAGACUGCA
This is a messenger RNA of Xyrichtys novacula (pearly razorfish), 991 nucleotides long. The record is from the annotation of a GenBank genome assembly. Lineage: Eukaryota; Metazoa; Chordata; Actinopteri; Labriformes; Labridae.